Messenger RNA from Gossypium raimondii (Peruvian cotton), 1494 nucleotides. RefSeq lists its product as uncharacterized. NCBI's taxonomy places the organism in Eukaryota, Viridiplantae, Streptophyta, Magnoliopsida, Malvales, Malvaceae. The record is from RefSeq and is a predicted model, not a curated record. The transcript is spliced from 2 exons. Gene Ontology annotation, biological process: protein transport. Bases 218 to 1333 code for a protein of 371 amino acids.
CUCGUUCAAACCAAAGGAAAAAAAACAAUCACAGUUCCAGGCUAGGUCGCAAUUCCAAUACCCAGAUUUUCAUUGGAAAUAAAUAAAUCCCAAAACUGACACGUGCUUCAUUCACUUUUAUUGCAAAACAUCACAACAAUCCACCAUGUUGUUGGUUUUAUAAGCAAAUUUUUGUGCUUCUAAACUCUCUUCAUUCUGAGGUUACUGAGACAGAAGCAUGGGGAGGAAAUUGGAUGCUUUGCUUGGAAGAAACUUCAAGGCUUCCAAGUUUAAAACUCUGGCCAAGCUUGCUAUUUCUCGGAUCGGUAUCUUGAAGAACCAGCAUCAAGUACGGUGUACCCACGCCCGGUCCGAUGUGAUUGAACUCCUUAACCUCGGUCACCAUGAACAGGCCCUUCUUCGUGUAGAGCAUUUGAUUAGAGAACAGAAUAUGGUGGAUGCAUUUACUAUCAUGGAAACCUACUGUAAUUUGUUGAUAGAGAGGGUCAUGCUGAUUCAAAAGAACAUGGAAUGUCCUGAUGAGCUUAAAGAGGCAGCAUCGACCUUGAUGUUUGCAUCAUCAAGGUGUGGUGAAUUCCCUGAGCUUCUUCACAUUCGUGGGGUUUUUUCAUCGACUUUCGGGAAAGAAUUUGUGGUUCGUGCCAUUGAAUUACGCAACAAUUGCAGUGUGAAUCCUAAGGUGAUACAAAAGCUUUCAACACUGCGGCCAAGCUUAGAAAGCAAGUUAAAAUUGCUCAAGGAGAUUGCUACUAAAAAGGGUAUCACCUUGAAUUUGGAGGAAAUGGCUGUAGAGGUGAGGAACUUAACUGAGUCAGCCAACGAUUUGCCUGUAGGAAAAGACAUGGAUGAAAGCUUAAGUGAGUCAAUGAAAGCAAGGAAAAAGUACAAAGAUGUGGCAGAUGCUGCUCAAGAGGCUUUCGUAUCAGCAGCUUAUGCAGCAGCAGCAGCACGAGCAGCUGUGGAGCUCUCAAGAAUUGAACCCCAAGACUUUGAUUCUCCAAAUAAUGCCAUGGCCCGAAGCGAAGACCUGGAGCUGAAUGAAACGGAAGAGACUAGACAAAGUUUAUCCAGAGAAAGGACAGUUUCUAGUUCAAGUUCAGAUUCGGAUGCAGACCUUUCAGGUGAGGAAAGUGAUGGGGAGAAGGCAAAAGAGGAGCCACACACACAGCCCCAUGAGUUGAGCUAUGAGAUUACCCAAAGUGAUGAAGUCAAUGAGGAUGAAAGCAAGUUGGGAUAUCAAUCUUCAAAGCUGAAGAACACUGAAAGCUUUGAAGAGCAUUUGAAUUCACGUAAGAACAAAAAAUGGGUGUCGAUGAGGACUAGAAGAGAUUAGACCAUGGGAUCUGAUUUUUAUUUAUUUUAAUUUGUUAGUGAAAUUUUGUUUGUUGCUUUAUCUCAUCAUCAUCAUCAUUAUUAUUAUUAUUAUUAUUAUUAUUUGGUUAAUAUAUUUAUUUUUUCCUAAUACACACAGCUGGACCUGAUGAGAUUCUUUUA